This is a messenger RNA of Ictalurus punctatus (channel catfish), 3293 nucleotides long. RefSeq names its product purinergic receptor P2Y1 (gene p2ry1). The transcript has a single exon. The coding region runs from base 566 to 1630 and encodes 354 amino acids. The record is from RefSeq and is a predicted model, not a curated record. Gene Ontology annotation, cellular component: plasma membrane. Gene Ontology annotation, molecular function: G protein-coupled ADP receptor activity; ATP binding; G protein-coupled ATP receptor activity. Gene Ontology annotation, biological process: platelet activation; relaxation of muscle; phospholipase C-activating G protein-coupled receptor signaling pathway. Lineage: Eukaryota; Metazoa; Chordata; Actinopteri; Siluriformes; Ictaluridae.
CACCCACGCGCUUCUGUCGCUGCAGCUCCUCCCGCGUGCGUGCGCUCGCUCGAGACGAAGGGGGCUCGCUCGCGCAGCUCGCCUAGCUUCAACGUCCCGCGCGAAACCGACUCACCAGAGCGCACGAGACGACAAGCGGCGAUCGCAUCACGCACCGGGGCGUGAAGUUUAAAGACUCAGAAGGUGGGAAACAAAAAGAAAGAAAGAAAGAAAAGCGGAAGUAAUCGUCGGUUUGUAGAAGGGCGACGGAACGUGUAGACGUGUGGAAAGGCGCGAGCGCACGGUGAGAGAUAGAUAGAGAUAGAGAGAGAGAGGGGGGUGUAUAUUUUUUCGCCUGGAGGAACAUGUAGAGUGCUGGAUCGUGGAAUGUGGAGGUAGAUACCAAACACAAACACAGAGGCACAGGAGGGACACGCGUGUGAGUUUCCUGCUUACUGUUUUUCUGGUGCGUUUGGAGCUGAUGUGGGUGUGAUUGAUCACCGGCUGCCCGUCAACGACGGGUUUCUCCAUCAAGCCCCUGACCCACACACACACACACACACACACACACACACACACUGACACCAUGACAGACAUGAACUUCACCUCGAUUCUGUAUCCGAGUGAGAACCAAGCGCUGAAUCACACACCUGGCUGCUCGCUGACCAAAACCGCCUUUCAGUUCUACUACCUGCCCACGGUCUACAUCAUCGUCUUCAUCACCGGCCUCAUCGGGAACAGCCUGGCCAUCUGGAUGUUCGUGUGCCACAUGCGACCGUGGAGCAGCAUUUCGGUUUACAUGUUCAACCUGGCGCUGGCUGACUUCUGCUACGUGCUCUCGCUUCCCUUCCUCAUAUUCUACUACUUCAACAAAACCGACUGGAUCUUCGGCGACGUCCUGUGCCGCCUGCAGCGCUUCAUCUUCCACGUCAACCUCUACGGGAGCAUCCUGUUUCUCAUGUGCAUCAGCGUGCACCGCUACUCCGGCGUCGUCCACCCGCUCAAGUCGCUCGGAAGGCUGAAGAAGAAAAGCGCCGUGCGCACCAGCGCCUUGGUUUGGUUCAUCGUGAUAGCCGGGAUCUCGCCGAUCCUUUACUACUCGCGUACGGGACCUAAACGGAACGUCACGACGUGCUACGACACGACCACCGAGGACGAGCUCCCGGGGUACUUCGUCUACAGCAUGUGCAUGACCGUGUUCGGGUUCUGCGUACCCUUCGUGGUCAUCCUCGGCUGCUACGGCUUCAUCGUCAAAGCGCUCAUUUACAACGACAUGGACAAUGCGCCGCUCAGGAAGAAGUCCAUCCAUCUGGUCAUCAUCGUGCUCGCCGUCUUCGCUGUGUCCUACCUGCCCUUCCACGUCAUGAAGAACCUCAACAUGAGGGCCCGGCUUUACUUCCAGAGCCCUGAGAUGUGCGAGUUUAACAACAGGGUCUACGCUACCUACCAGGUCACCCGGGGUUUGGCCAGCCUCAACAGCUGCGUGGAUCCCAUUCUCUACUUUUUAGCCGGGGACACGUUUCGACGACGGCUCUCCAGAGCCACUAAGAAAAAUUCCAGGAAGGGAGACGUCGUGCUUCAAUCCAAGAGCGAGGAAACGGCCCUCAACAGCCUGCCGGAGUACGCCGAGAACGGAAGCAGGUCGCUCUGAGGAUUCGGGGAAUGAAUUCCAGAACUUUUUCACGAUGCACUGACUUGGACUCAUUUUCUAAGAAAUGCACUGAUCAUAUCAUGCCACGAUAUGAUGUUAAUCUGAGACUGCGAACGCAUAAAUGUUAAAUAUCAAGCCCUGAGCCAGUGACUGGACAUUCCUUAUGUGUUGUAACGUGUACUGUAUAUAAUAGUCAGUAAUUACUCUCCAUGUGAAUACACCUUCAUUGUACUGUAUUGUACUUGUCAGUAUUACAUGAGCUGCAACAUUGCAGGAUACAGCGACAGCUUCACUUCACAAAAAAAAAAAACGUCCAGUUAAUGCUAAAUAACAAAUCCACAGGUCGGACGAGAAUAGGGAUCGGCGCUCGGUAUUAUCCGAGUGUAACGCCAUUAAAAGAAGUAACACGAUCCGAGACCUGAAUAUCUCGUCUGAAUCUUAAAUAAGCCUGGAGAAGACUAUCGUCCACGCUGAGCUCGUUUAAAAAGUCCGGGACGUGAUAAAUCGAGGAUUCGCUACACGUUGCGAUUUUUUUCCCUUCCUGCUGUCUCCUGUGGAUGCUCUGUUCUGUCUCGGUGAUAAAUAAGGCUGCGUUGUAGUUCUUGAACCGUGUUUUAAACUCCGCCGUCAGCCCUGGGUGAGGUCUCGUGCACGUGUGCGGUGCUCUGUUACAGAAAAGUCGUCGUGCAUACGCUUUUAACCCUGUGACCCGUGAAGAAAGUUUCAGGAACACGCUCAGUACAGUACAGAACCUGCUGUAUGUUGAUAUGAAUAUGAAAACAACAAGACUCACCAUGUAGAGCUAGCACUGGUGUUUUAUUAUUAUUAUUAUUAUUAUUAUUUAUUUUGGCCGGGUUCCAGCAGACAUUAUCGUUGAUAAGAUCUUUACACACCUCACAUCUGUGAUAAAACUAUGCGACCAUGUGAUUUCCACAGAAUGUUCCACUACCAGCUACAAGGUUGGUCUUCCUGUAAGAACCUGGAAUUAAGCCGAACGUGACCUAAAUCUCGCUUUUAUCAACCAUCGAAUCGUUCCGUAUAGCAUGUCCACAAAGGGAACUUAUUCCAGAUGCUAUGAAUAUGCAAAUUGGAAGCGCCCCCAACCAGACCGAGAAGGGCACUUAUUCCAGAUGCUAUGAAUAUGCAAAUUGGAAACGCCCCCAAACCAGACCGAGAUCAGAAUCGAUUUAUUCACCAAAUGUCUAAGUGCACAGGAACUUGUUAGAUCAGUACAAGCUCUACAAAAAAAAGUCCAGGCCUACAAAAGCGCAUGAAUGAAAUACGGUACAGUAUAUGAAAAAACAAACAAACAAAAAUGAUAAACACAAAAACAUAAUACGAAGAUCACAUUCAACGCUGCCGAGUGAAGGGAAGCUCCGUUCUGCUCCGCUCAGUUGUCCUUCCCUAGCAAAUCAGUGUUACGAGUUUUAGAAACUGUCCUGUAAUUUGCAUGGCCCUCAUUUGCAUAUUAAGACCCGAUAGGCUGUUAUAUUUUAUGAUGUAAUAACAUUUGCCGUGAUGUAUUCAGUAGUAACUCCAGCAAGGUUGUUUGUUUGUUUGUUUGUUUGUUUGUUUUUUUCCCAGUAAAACUGCUGCUGCCACAACAUUUGCAUCAAAUCGACUCCAAAAGAAUGAUUAAAGUAUAAAAGUAUGUUUUAUAAAA